Molecule: messenger RNA, 1762 nt
Organism: Ornithorhynchus anatinus (platypus)
Lineage: Eukaryota; Metazoa; Chordata; Mammalia; Monotremata; Ornithorhynchidae
Gene: CPTP
Product: ceramide-1-phosphate transfer protein
Exons: 3
Coding region: 15-725 (236 amino acids)
Biological process (GO): intermembrane lipid transfer; ceramide transport
Cellular component (GO): cytosol; membrane; cytoplasm
Molecular function (GO): ceramide 1-phosphate binding; ceramide 1-phosphate transfer activity
Source: RefSeq, a predicted model, not a curated record
GAGCCGGGCUCCCGAUGCGGAAUCGAGCGCCGGCCGGCGGGCCCGCAGUGUUGCAGCGGCCGGCCAGGUCCAGAGGCAGGAUGGCCAACGUGGGGGAAGAGUUUAACCUGAAGGUCGUCCUGGUCAGUUUCAAGAAGUGCCUGAGCGAGAGAGAGGAGGUGCUCAUGGACUACUACAUCGCCAGCUGGAAAGGCCUGGUCAGGUUUCUGAACGGGCUGGGCACCAUCUUCUCCUUCAUCUCCAAGGACGUGGUGGCCAAGCUGCAGAUCAUGGAGGCCCUGCGGCAGGGCGCGCAGAGCGAGCAGUACGCCAGCCUGCAGUCCAUGGUGCAGCACGAGGUGGCCCACGGGCUGGUGGACCUGAAGCGGCGGGAGGAGCACCCGGACUCGGGCUGCCGCACGGUGCUGCGCCUGCACCGGGCCCUGCGCUGGCUGCAGCUCUUCCUGGAGGGGCUGCGGACCAGCCAGCGGGACGCCAAGACCUCGGCGCUCUGCGCGGAGGCCUACAACGCCACUCUGGCCGGCUACCACCCGUGGGUCAUCCGCAAGGCGUCCACGCUGGCCUUCUGCACCCUGCCCACCCGCGACUGCUUCCUGCAGACCAUGAACGUGGGCUCGCCCGAGGAGGCGGUGGGCAUGCUGGGCGACGCGCUGCCCUACAUCUCCCGCGUCUACGACGUCACCCAGGAACUCUACACCCAACACGACCUCCUCGACCUCCCUUAGGGGACUCGGGGCUCCCCUCGGGCCCUCGGCCCCUCCCCCCGCCCCGAUUUGAUACCCUCCCCUGAGACCAGUCCUGUGGGGGAGUCUGUGCUCUUCUCGCACCUUCACCAGGCCUAGGGCGGGACCCCCGUGGCCACCCUGACCAGCUGGGCCGGAACCAGGAGAACCGUGGUUCCCUCCGGGGGAGGAGGAUAGUGCCUCCCAGGGCCCGGCCUGAGCCUGGCGUUCCUUCACCCCCAGACCCGCAGCGACCGGGGUCGGAGAGCGUACACCGCCCCGUCACAGCCGGUCACCCCAGAGGCCCGGGAACUCCGGAUGGGCAAGGGCACCCCAGCUCUCCCACCCGCCUCCGGGCACCAGUUGAGACUCUCAGCUCGACUCAACGCUUGCCGGGCCACCGCUGCCCUCCCCCGUCCACGGGGAGCCGGAGAGGGCAAAAGCCGUGUGUCCGGGAGCUUGGGCCGGUCGGCCAGGGGCCGGCUUCUUGGGCAUCCCUCUGCCAGGUGUCGAGGUGCUGCAGGGUGCCCGGGCCCUGGGUGUUUGCUGCUGAAGCGCGGGUUGGGGAGCCUCUCCCCGACACCCUCUCACCCUCCCACCCUCGGCACUAGGGUCCAGGCCCAGGUCGAAGUUGCCGACCCCCGCAACCGCCCCGAGCCUCGUCCUCGGAUGCAUCGGGACCCUGACUCGGGCUCGGCAGCAGGCCUGUCCGGCCACCAGUAGCCGCGCGGGCCCCCCCGGUGCCUCUAAGACGCUCCCUCAGCCGGGAAAGUUUCCCGCCCUGAGAUCACCCCCGCUGUGGCUCGGCUGGGCAGCGCACAAGACCUCGUGUCAGCCGCAUCACCUGAACCAGAGGGCUCGAUUUAGCGGAGAGGGCUGGGCCACCCCUGCCGUUGCUGCCCCUGGCCCUCUGCCCGCUGGCCCUCCCACCCCCCCAGCGUUAGUUUGCACCGGCUGAAGUCCCAACUGUGCCCCGCCCCAGGCAGACACACCUCUACGGGGGGCAGGACCCCACAACAGGGUUCAAUCUGUGACAGAAA